GCGCGGUCCGGUUUGCGUCGAAACCCAAGGAUAUCUCUUAUCAGACAUGUAACUGUAUGCUGUAUGCCCAACAAAUCACCAGACAGCAAAGAUCGGCCCAUUCUCAGCCGCCGUAGCAAAGACGCAGGGCAACACGCACACACUAUGGACGGAAGCGCACGUUGUUCAUGGGAUCCAUCAAUACCAACUAUCAACCGCUCCGCUCCGCUCCAUCUUACCAGCCGGCCGAGCUAAUUAGUCGUUAGUACAGGGCUCUCUACCGCUCUGCUUCGGCCCUGGACUGAAGCUAGCCUGUGUCGACCGACCACUAGUAGCACGGCGAAUGGUCAACUAGCUUAACCCCUCCACUUUGUCUUCCGAACUGGUCCUCCACCGCCUGUCAGACUACGGCCAUGUAUAAGAAGACGAUUGCUACCCAGAGACAUCUCCCCCCCUCCCUUCCGCCAUUUCCUCAGCCUCGCGCCACCCCUUGGAUUGCCUCGCGCUCUUUCGUCUUCCUCCUCCUCACUCUUCUCCUCCUCCUCCUCCUCUGCUAUCCAUCCUCACUAUCACCCAUAAUGGCUGCCUCUAGGUUCCUCACCUCUACCGCCGCGGCCAUCUUCUACUUGGCCACUGGUGCCAAGGCCGGCCUCGAGCAGAUUGACCAUGUCAUUCUCUUCAUGCAAGAAAACCGCGCCUUUGACCACUACUUUGGCACCAUGGCCGGUGUUCGUGGCUUCGACGAUGCCAACCUCCAGAUGAACGGCGACCGCUCCGUUUACCAACAGCAAAUCACUGCUGCGCAAAGCACCGAGGUCGACUACCUCCAGCCCUGGUACAUCAACUACCUGGGCGGCGACUGGCCCGAGGCCACCCAGUGCAUGUACGCCGGCAGCAACUCGUGGAGCGAGAACCACAAGGCCUACAACAAGGGCAAGAAUGACCGCUGGGUUCUCGACCAAAACGCCUACUCCAUUGGCUUCUACAAGCGCAACGACCUGCCCGUCCACUGGGCUCUCGCAGAGAACUUUGUCAUUGGCGACAUGUAUCAGGAGUCCGUCAUUGCCUCCACCUCGCCCAACAGAGUCACCUGGGCCUCGGGUUCCAUCAACGUUCCCGGUGGUCCCCAGCGCCCCGACCAAGGCGGCAACCCUUACAUUGACAACAACGAGACGCCUGGCUGUGAGGCUGGCGGCAUCAACUGCUACCCGCUCAAGUGGAAGACGGCCCCCGAAUUCUGGGAGGAAGCCGGCGUCUCUUGGAGCGUCUUCCAGGACGCGGACAACUUUGACGAUAACCCUCUUGCCUGGUUCGAGCAGUUCCAAAAGGCCAACAAGAACAGCGCCCUCUACAAGAAGGGUAUGAAGGGCCAGUCUCUGCAGAACUUUUACGACCGCGCCGCCAACGGCACUCUGCCUGCCGUCUCCAUCAUUGUCGGCCCUAUGCAGCUUUCUGAGCACCCUCCCUACUCUCCCCAUGACGGUGCCUGGUUGCAGCGCAAGGUGGCCCAGGCCGUCAUUGACAGCCCCAAGUUCAAGUCGUCGGCCUUGAUUGUGUCUUACGACGAGACGGGCGGUUGGUACGACCACUUGAGCCCCUUCCAUGCCCCCGAAGGCACCGCCGGCGAGUGGCUCAACGACCCUUGGGCUGGCCAGGGCAACACCUUUGCCGGCCCCGGCUUCCGUGUUCCCUUUUACAUUGUCUCGCCCUUUACCCGUCACGGUGGCGUCUACACCGAGCACUCUGACCACAACUCCCAAAUCCUCUUCAUCGAGAAGUGGCUCGCAGCCAAGGGCAAGAAUGUGACUACCUCCGAGAUGGUCCAGUGGCGCCGCCAGAACAUGGGCGACCUUGUUGCUGCCUUUGACUUUAAGAACCCCGAUGCCUCUCCCAUCAAGCUGCCCGAUACCCCCGCUCCUCACAAGAAUGCUGCUGGCAACUACGAUGGCUCCGCCCACUGUGCUGCCACCUACAAGCAGCACCAGCCCCCUGUGCCCUACACCGAGGACCAGGGUGCCAUUGGCGACAUGCGCACCGUCGUCGAGCACGGCUUCAAGCCCAUCCGUGGCCAACUGACCGAGGGUCGCUACUUAACCAUUGAGCACGGCGGUAUUGCCCUUGCGGUCGUUGGUGACUCUCUGGCUAUCCAGCCCGCCACCGAGAAGCACGACGACGAGUCCCAGCGCUGGAUCGUCCACAGCCAGGACAACAACUACGGCAACACCUUUACUCUCCAGAGCGCCCUUGACGACCGUUACGUCUGCAAGGACGGCAAGCUGUGCACUUCCUCCGUCGAUGCCCAAGUCUUCACUAUCCGUUUCACCCCCUCUGAGGGCUACACCAUCCAGGACAAGAGCAGCAAGAAGGUCAUGGCUGCACGCAAGGGCGAGAAGGCCCCCUUCUUUGCCGUCGUGGAAUCCUUUAACUGGAACAUUUUCUCCGUCUCCUACUAAACAGAAACAGGGGGGACAUGUUGGCAGUGCUUUGAGUUGUAACUGUUGAAAAUACGGUUGCUUUUUGUGUUUCAUAAUUGAACCCAGCCAGACACACAUUUUGGUAGUCUGCCAUGUAUAUACAUCAAGUCUAUGUUCUCUUUUUCUUAACAUUAUUUCAUUUCAUUAUUACACGAAUUUAUGAAUCUAUACGUGGUGUCUUUUCUCACCCACCACUAGUAUAGAGCCUAUGACAGGAAUGAAUCAGCCCGAGACAUUCCCCCGCAUACAUUGCCGCAAAGCCGAAC
Molecule: messenger RNA, 2719 nt
Organism: [Torrubiella] hemipterigena
Lineage: Eukaryota; Fungi; Ascomycota; Sordariomycetes; Hypocreales; Clavicipitaceae
Source: the annotation of a GenBank genome assembly